Molecule: messenger RNA, 2112 nt
Organism: Sesamum indicum (sesame)
Lineage: Eukaryota; Viridiplantae; Streptophyta; Magnoliopsida; Lamiales; Pedaliaceae
Gene: SOB3
Product: Putative AT-hook DNA-binding family protein
Biological process (GO): vegetative to reproductive phase transition of meristem
Cellular component (GO): nucleus
Molecular function (GO): DNA-binding transcription factor activity; minor groove of adenine-thymine-rich DNA binding
Source: RefSeq, a predicted model, not a curated record
UGAGAACUGCUUUUUUCUCUUCUUCUUACUGCACACUUUUCCACCGCCAAUUCCACCUCUCUCAAUCAUCAACAUUCAAACCCCUACGCCACAAUUCUCUCUCUCUCUCUCUCUCUCUCUAUAUAUAUAUAUAUAUUCAUUUACACACACACACAACACACACUAUACAUAUACAUGGUCAUUAAUGUUCUUUCCGCUUCCCUUUUCCUUAGUUUUAUUCUGCCCUCGGACAGUGAGAUAGACUUGCUUCUGAAGCUUCUUCUACAAUUGUUGCACCAACAGAGAAAAAGGGUUCUUGGAGUUGAUUAAUUUCUUGUACUUGUUGCUUUGAAUCUUUCUUGGUUUGUUGUGCAAGUUGGACCGGACGACCGCCGUGUUUAUCAGACUACUGCAAACCAUUCAACAUUGUUUUGAUCUUCAUCAGAUAUAGCUGCAGCCUGCAGACAUACACAAUAUAUAUAUAUAAAUAUAAAUGGCUGUCCAAUCAGUUCUUGGAUUCUAGUAGUCAAUAGUGCUCUCAAAUCCACUGUGAAUCUCAAGAUAUAAUUCUUCUUUUCAUGCCUCGGCUGAAUAACUUUCCAAUUCAAUCUUGUUCUUGUCAGAUUGCCCGUAUACAAAUCUUGCCUUUCUGACUCAUCAACGUACCAUUUCUCUGCUGCUUGGAGGGAAGAUUUUCAAGAAGAUAUAUUGCUCUGGUUGUUUUCUCUUUCCAGAGAGAGCAAGAGGAGAGAGAAAUUAAAGAGCUGGCGAAUAAGUGGUGGGAGAGAAAUAUAGAUGUGGGAAUGGGGAGUUACGAGCAGCAACCCUCCGGUUCUUCUCGCUAUCCUGUUCAUCAGCUUCUUCCCCCCGAUCUCCACUUGCAACAACGCCCAUCUUCGAUUUCUCUGCACAAUCCUACUGCUGAAGUCGACCCGGUUUCUGGAGAUUCCAAGGAUUCCCCGCCGGAGAAGGACCUGGAUACAGCAGCCACCACCAGCUCCGGUGGCACUCCCACCAACAGCCGUCGACCUCGGGGCCGGCCUCCAGGUUCCAAGAAUAAGCCCAAGCCUCCGAUAAUCGUCACCCGGGACAGCCCCAACGCUCUUCGAUCCCACGUUCUUGAAGUCUCAGCUGGCAGCGACAUCGUCGAGAGUGUGUCUGUGUACGCCAGGCGGAGGGGGAGAGGUGUUUGCGUGCUCAGCGGCAGCGGCACGGUGACGAAUGUGACUCUUCGCCAGCCGGCGGCGCCUGCAGGGAGUGUAGUGACGCUUCACGGUCGUUUCGAGAUUCUCUCACUGUCCGGGACGGUGCUUCCGCCGCCUGCUCCGCCGGGUUCCGGCGGCUUGUCCAUAUUCCUAGCUGGUGGGCAAGGGCAGGUGGUUGGAGGAAGCGUAGUGGGGCCAUUAAUGGCCUCAGGCCCGGUGGUUUUGAUGGCAGCUUCCUUUGCAAAUGCAGUGUUUGAACGAUUGCCUUUAGAAGAAGAAGAGGGAAACAACGCUGCUCAGCCUCAGCCUGCUGCAUCCCAGUCUUCUGGUGUCACCGCUGGCGGCGGCGGAGGCCAUGUCAGUGAGGCUGCUGGUGAUGGAGGCAACGGUGGAGGCGGAAAUGGUGGCAGCGGCGGCGGUGCUGCUCUCUUGAAGUCGGCUAGCGGGAGCAUGCCUGCGCCCGGAAACAACUAUCCAUUUUCAGCUGAUUUGUUCGGUUGGGGAGGUGGAAGUUCUGCAAGGCCAGCCUUUUGAAUAUUUACCAGUUCUUGCUGUUUCUUGAAAUGCUGUUUAGUUUAAUGGUUUUAGGUCUAAAAUUAUGCAAUUUUCUCAGCACCAGGGAAAAAAAAAAGGCAGGAAAGUGGGAAAAUUUCAAAAUUAAUAUUUAAAUAGCUUUUGUAGAACAAGAUUAUAUUAAUUUGCAGUAUGUGUGCAUGGGAAUGGUGAUAUAUAUAGAGUACAUUUUCUUGAAAUGUUCAUCAAAUUGGAGGAAGCAAUUGAAUUUUUGGAGGGCCUGGAAUUCGGAAGAUUGAUCGAUGAUCGUCGGACGGACGCUGAUGGAUUGAAUUCCAAGGUAAGUAGCUUGAUUCAAUCUGUGUGUGGACAAUAAUUUUUGCUCAGUAUAAUGAAUUUUUACAGAUUGUCUCUA